AUGUCGACUAGAAGUGAAGACGAUAUCGAUGACACGAACAAGUCUGUGCCACUUCUUCGACCCGUUUCGUCACUUUCAUUUCACACCUCACUCGCACGAUUGAGACAAAUCAUCAACCGACAAAGAGAUGUUCGAGCAGUCAUCCGUCUCAUGGCGUCUCAAGCACUGAUGGCAAUAGCGUUUUAUCUCAUCGAAUACAACCUAGUCACAUAUUGUCGAUUGUACAUCCAUCUGAAAGGCAAUCUCAUUUUGAUGGUUUUCUAUCGUGGCACUGCAUUCUUCCUGGCUCCCGUGUUUGGCUGGAUAUCUGACGCCAAGACCGGCCACUACAAAGUUCUUCUGACAGGAAUCACCGGUUUUCUGUUCGGCUCAUCUUUACUCUGCGUCACCUCAUACCUUAAUGCUCUUCCUUCCUCUGAUCCGUUAGACGGUAGCGUUACGAAAGGACAGGUCGGAUUCAUCAUUGCUUUAUUGCUGUGCAGUGUGAGUCAUGCUGCUACUCUGGCUACUUUCAUGCCCUAUAUUCUCGUCAGUCUGACGGCAACCAAUACGACCGAAGGUGUCCUCGCACACGUUUUCAGUUGUGUGUACUUUGCCAUCACCGUCGGAGGGUUAAUUGCCGCUGUUUCGGGAGGAUUUCUGCAAGCUCUACACAGUCCUUGGCGAGUCAGUGCAACUCACGACCGGAUAUCAAUAGUACACCACACAGAGUGCUAUGAGGCAUACACAGGAUUCUUCUAUGUUUAUCUCUUAGCGACCGUGUGUUCCCUAGCAGCGUUUCUCAUUCUCGUGAUAUGGCGCAAACAGUUCUAUAGACACACACCGGCUAUCGAUUACGUGCCACGUCUGACAUCUAUCGUUAUGCUGGCCUGUUGUCCGCGGAAAGAAAUGCCGCUGCCGUACGACAGGAAUCUAUUACCACAGCACGAACCGGAGUCACAAGAAGAACAGGCGGCUCUAAAUCGAGCAGACCAUUAUAAGCGUUUGUCCGUUCUCGUACCAAAACUCAUCGUUUUCAUUCUGUUUGGAAUGGGUAUCGCACAGAUACCGUCCACAUUCGUAGAGCAAGGAUCUCGCAUGAACCAUUACUACACCAAUGAAAUUACUAACGGAAGCGGCAGCCUCGACUGCUCUACACACUUCUCGAAUUCCAACAUUUACUCUCAGAGCUUGCAGGAAUCAGCUAAAUCGGCGGUUAUACUUGUUUUCAUUCCAAUCAUCAUUUUUGUCAUCAAGCCUUUAUACACUAAGUGGACAAGAUCAGACUUCACUAUGUUAGUACGAAUUCGAUACGGACUAGUGUUCGCAGUUCUAGCUUCUAUAGCGGCACUCGUUGUCGAGUGGCAAAGGAUUCACUGUGCCGGUUGUCGUCAUCGCUUCAACCAAACUAACCCAAUCUUACUGAAAAGAGGAAACGCAAUUAUUGUUGUUUUGAUUUCGCCACUCAGUGUGCUCUACCAAAUCCCUCAAUAUGUUCUCUUCGGUAUGGCCGAAGCCUUUGCACUAUUAGCUGCGUGGGAAUUCGUUCUAUCUCGAUCACCACAAGAAUUUCGAAGUCUUUCUUUCAGUGUUUUGAUCAUGAUGUUGGGCAUUGGUACUUACCUGGGCUCGGCAGUGGUCGCCAUCAUCGAGCACUUUAACUAUUACUACGAGCCCUUCUAUAUCCCUACGGAUGGGAAACUAACUCGUCGCAAACUGAGAGAAUUGACGCAUCGAGCAGUAACAUCCAAGGCAUACGUUUACUACAUCGUCCUCACAGCAGCCAUGUCGAUUACUCUAGUAAUUUAUGUUUGCGUUGAAUACAAGCACAAGGAUGUGGUCCGCGUAUCUCGAUUACCAGCGCAUUCCAAGAGACUAGAAACACAUACAGACGUAGAAAUUAGGAACGCAACACGUGACAGCUAAGCUGUAUAGAACUAUAUACAUUGGAAUUAAAACAUAGCUUAUAUAUACUGUAUUAUAGCUUGAGCAACAUUGAAAUUAUAUGAUUAGUUUUCGUGGGUUUAUUGCA
Molecule: messenger RNA, 2011 nt
Organism: Corticium candelabrum
Lineage: Eukaryota; Metazoa; Porifera; Homoscleromorpha; Homosclerophorida; Plakinidae
Product: solute carrier family 15 member 3-like
Exons: 1
Coding region: 1-1905 (634 amino acids)
Biological process (GO): transmembrane transport
Cellular component (GO): membrane
Molecular function (GO): transmembrane transporter activity
Source: RefSeq, a predicted model, not a curated record